Ctenopharyngodon idella (grass carp) is the source of this 4231-nucleotide messenger RNA. RefSeq names its product transforming growth factor, beta 1a (gene tgfb1a). The record is from RefSeq and is a predicted model, not a curated record. Bases 1647 to 2780 code for a protein of 377 amino acids. Gene Ontology annotation, cellular component: extracellular region. Gene Ontology annotation, biological process: regulation of cell population proliferation; SMAD protein signal transduction; transforming growth factor beta receptor signaling pathway. Gene Ontology annotation, molecular function: type II transforming growth factor beta receptor binding; cytokine activity; type III transforming growth factor beta receptor binding. The transcript has 7 exons. Lineage: Eukaryota; Metazoa; Chordata; Actinopteri; Cypriniformes; Xenocyprididae.
UAUAGUGAAGCAACAGCAACCCGAAAAGAGAGUGAGUGAGUGAGUGAGUGAGCAUGAGAAGAAGAGAGAAGUGAACAUAAAGCGCUCACAAUUAACUUUGUCACCAGCAAGCUCUGACAAGCGAAGAGAGGGAGUGUGUUACAAGAGGUAGCUAAUAUAAAGAGUGCUGUACGAGAGAGGAGUGUCUGAAGGACUUUUCUUUUUACUCAAGACUGAAGCCAAAAGACAUAAAAGUGGACAAACAGAACAGAACAUAGGCGAGAAGAGGACAUUUGCACCUCAUUUACUGCUGUCACUGCUGUGGUUCACGUGCUUGUACUGCCUGUACACACAUGGACGGUUAAUUUGUUUUGCUCUUUUUGUUUACUCCAUCUGUCACUCAAAGCUCGUGGGUUGGACGUGGGUUAGUUUGAUUUUCCUGACACAUUACAUCAUCGGGGCCAAAACGUCAGGGUAUUUUCGGAGAGGAUCUGUUUUCCUUUCAUUUCCUCUCAGUAAAUGAGAUGUGUAUGAGAGUGUGUGUUUUUUGUGUGAAGCAGUGUGUUUUGUUAGCCAUGUAAAUGAUCUUUCUACUUGCCUUUCUAGUGGGAAAAUCUUGUUUGGAGAGAAAAAGAGGUUGUAGUCUUUAAAGAGCCAUGUUAAGCAUCUAAAAAACACUGUUACUUAUUUUUACUGAUCUAUUGUGGAGCCUUUGCUCUGCAUAGAGAUAUUAAACUUGCUUAAACUUCUUUACUAUGUUUUGAGUGGUUUACAGCAUUGCCAGAGCUCUAAAAGCAGCUUUUUUAAAUGAAGUACUUUCAAACUGUGCAAGUUAUUAUUACUGUUAUCUGAAUAUCUGGAUGCUUCCAGAAAAUCUAUCUGAGCUUUUCUAAGUGGACACAGCCCUUUGUCUUGUUACGAAUGCAGGAUGCAACAGGAUGAGGUUGUCUGGUUUAGUGAAUUAGUUAAACAAGACUUAUUUAGAGGUUUUUGUGUGAGAUGACAAAACAUCGAGUGAAGCAUCAAGACCAGAGAAGCUUGGAGGGGUAAAAAAGCUGUGAGUAAAGAGGAAAGUUUGUGAGAAAACAAGGUUACAGACGUGCCAUUGUAUCUGGACCUCUGCCUGUUUUCAACAGCGGGAAACUAGAGGAGAGACUAGAGGGGAGAAAAAUAGACACAUGGACUUGAAUAAACAUUGCUGUGUUGGACUACUAGCAGUGAGUCAGUGAUAAAGUUGUGCUGAAAGGAAAAAGAGUUUGUGUUUAUGUGUGUAUGUUUUUUUUCUAACAGAUUUAUGAUUACAUAUGUCUAUGUUCAAGUCAGCACUAGGCUGUGUUCAGGUGUACACUAGUAAUUGCAUGGUCUUCACUAGGUUUGUUUAUAUGAGACAGGGGUUGCUCCAUUUGGCCAAACUGCACUGUGCUGUCUGGAUGGAACUCUGAAAACAGGUGAUGUGUCAGGAAUUUCCCAUAUUAGAAAGACAUCAGCUGUUCUGUUGGCUACGUUAUUCAAGGUGCUUUCCAGAAUCAUCAUCAGGUAGCAUCACCUCCAUAACCAGCAACACUACUGUGUCUGUUUGAUCCAGACUCUCUACGUCAAGACUCUUUGUGAGCCUCUCUCCUUACUUAAAUCUGUUUAAAAGACAGUUUGGGCUCAGAUUUGGCACCAUGAGGUUCGUUUGCUUAGUACUGACGGCCCUGUGCAUGGUGGCUGGAACGGGCAGUAUGUCCACCUGCAAAACUCUGGACCUGGAGGUGGUGAAGAAGAAACGAAUAGAGGCUAUCCGUGGUCAGAUCCUCAGCAAAUUGCGCAUGGCCAAAGAGCCUGAAGCUGAGAUAGAUGAUGUUGGACAGAAGAUCCCAGAUUCCUUGCUUUCUUUGUACAACAGCACUGUUGAACUGAGCGAAGAAAUGAAGCUGAAGACUGUCCCUCUGCAGGCUGAAGAUGAGGACUACUUUGGCAAGGAGGUGCACAAGUUCAUCAUCCGGCAAGCUCAGAAUGGCACAAAGCAUCAGAUGUUUUUUAAUGUAUCAGAGAUGAGACAGAGUAUUCCAGACUACCGGCUGCUGUCUCAAGCUGAGUUACGGCUUCGGAUUAAGAAUCCCACCAUGGACCAAGAGCAGAGGCUGGAACUGUAUCGUGGAGUAGGUGAUCAGGCUCGAUAUCUGGGCACCCGCUUUGUCUCCAAGGAUUGGUCCAAUCGCUGGCUCUCAUUUGAUGUGAAACAGACGAUGACAGAAUGGCUGCAGAGUUCAGAAGAUGAAGAAAGUUUAGAACUGAGGUUAUACUGUGGCUGUAAAACAGACCAGCAGAGUACAGAUAAGUUCCUCUUCACUAUAUCAGGACUGGACAAACAGAGAGGUGACACUGCCAGUCUGGCAGAUAUGAUGGUGAAGCCUUACAUUUUGGCUUUAUCUUUGCCCUCUAACGGCAACUCCCUUGCAUCCGUUCGCAGGAAACGAGAUGUUGGCACUGAUGUAACUUGUGAUGAAAAAACUGAGACCUGCUGUAUGCGUAAGCUUUAUAUUGACUUUCGGAAAGAUCUGGGCUGGAAGUGGAUCCACAAGCCCAAAGGAUACUAUGCUAACUACUGCAUGGGCUCCUGCACCUACAUCUGGAAUGCUGAGAACAAAUACUCUCAGAUAUUAGCCUUGUACAAACACCACAAUCCUGGUGCAUCUGCUCAGCCAUGUUGCGUACCUGCAGUCCUCGACCCUCUACCAAUUCUUUACUAUGUGGGAAGACAAAACAAGGUGGAGCAGUUGUCCAACAUGGUGGUGAGGAGCUGCAAGUGCAGUUAAAGUAUGACUAUAUAACAUUAUUUUAUUUUCAGAAAGUGCUCCAUGGCUCUAUCUCUCUCUGGACGAUAAGUAAGCAAACACACAGAUAGAUGGACAUAUAAAGUCUCACUGGGAAGGAAAAUCAGGAACUGAGACAACUGACAAGGAUGGGAAAAGAAAAAAAGGAGAGUCUUGUAAAAAAAAUAGGAGGGAAAAUGAAAGAGGGGAAUAAAUAUCUUUGAAAAUGAGACUUUCUCAGCCAUGCCCCUCUACAGUGGCACAAGUGCACACAAAGGCAUUCCGUUAAAGCAUUUCACAAAACAAGCUCAAUAUCAAACCAAAUAUAUGCUUUGUUAUCUUUUUUAUGUUUAUUUACAUUACUCAUUCCCAUUAAUUUAUUGUGCUUGUUAAGUUCAUAAUUUGAUUGUACCAUGAGGGCAGUUGUGUAGCAUUGCAUGCCAAAUGUACAAUGAAGAUUUCUAAUGGUGCUGUACUGAUAAAGGAAAUGAUGUCAAAGGAACAUCUAAUGUGUCAAUUAAUAGUAAAUACACAUUAAAGAGAAGUGUUUGCACUAACAACAGAGGUGAAGGCUCAUGACGUACAGUAUGUGGCAAGAAAGCUAUUGGCAUUGAAGCAUGCAUGAAUCAAAUGCUUUAAUAUUUGGGUGUUUUUUUUAAUGUGCGGGUUUUAUUGCUGUGCACAGCUGUGCUCUGAAACCCUCAGGAUCUCACCUGAGCAGGUGUUCCUGUAAACAGGGUCUUAGUGUAGACCAGUUGAGGUAUCAGCUUUUGAAAGCAAGAGGAACACUACAGGGUUAGUACUGAAUGGCAAACAUUUCAAAGCUCUCAUGUGCUCCUCAACUACAUAUUGCACUCUGUCAAGUGCCACAGGAAUAUGUCUUUUAUAACUUGCCUCUUCAGGUCCUCCUGUAGUCGGGGUCUGUUAGUUCUCAAAAAUAUCCACAGCUUUGCUAAAGGAAUAUGUUGGUCAAUCUCAGCAAAACAUGUCUGAGUCACAUUUAAAAAAAAAAAUCUAUUAUUUCUCACAAAUGUGAAUCUUCAUUUUAGGACCAUGAAUAUUGUUUGCAUUGUGUGAUUUUCUUGACAAAUUUACCGUAAAAUAAAAAAAACAUUUUAGUCACUGUAAUGCAUCUGGUCAAUUCAGUUAUUGUUUUACAAUAAAGACAUACAUGAUUUAUAAACAUAUUAAAUUAAUAAAUGUAUACAAUUUAAGUAAUCUUUUUAAUUACAGUAAAAGAUGCACUUAGUUGUCAUGAAAAUAAUGUCAUAAUACAAAGAAUCUGAUCCUAAAAACAGACUUAAUUUUCUUGCAAAAUAUUUACUUUUUUCUUCUGGUUUUGAGGUGAAAUUUGGGUUUUAUCAAAUUCACCCAUGUAUGUGCAAGUGUGUAUCUUGAUGUAUUAGUGUUAAUGAGGAAUUUUAGAAUUUUAGUAAAGAAAUGAUGGCUGACAA